This is a messenger RNA of Anthostomella pinea, 1947 nucleotides long. Lineage: Eukaryota; Fungi; Ascomycota; Sordariomycetes; Xylariales; Xylariaceae. The record is from the annotation of a GenBank genome assembly.
AUGGCCACCAGUCGUGAGGAACGCAUGCAGCAGCGCAUGCGUGGAGCUGGACUCCAUGAAGCCGCCGAUGACUCAUUCGGGCUCUUUUCCCCUGCUGCCGAACCAUCGUCCGACGUUCCGAUACUUUCAUCCCAAGUGCGAUCGGAACCAAAUACUUCUGCGAAGCGACGACGAUUGAGCCGACAGUCGGACUCUAGGAGCUCGCAACCGACAUCAAGCGCGUCGAGGGCGUCGGCGCGACUCAGUGCACAGAAACCGGACCCAUAUAACAUCCUCGAAGAGGAGAGCACGGGGAAUGCUCUACGACCACCCAGCCCGAGCCCGUUGGAUGCAGAAAUGCAAGAUGCAGAUAGUACAUUGGAGUCGGUGCAAGCUGUGGUUGAACGACCGGUCUCUCGAAGUUCGAUAGCCUCGCGGAUGUCUGGUGGUGGAAUGGCAGAAGAAGUCACGGAGAGUCCGGCCGCAGCUCCUGGCAGUGGCCACAGGCGUAGGAUUAGGGUGUCCAGUGCUGCAACCCAGAGCGCAAAGCUACAAAGAGCAGUCAUGGAACAGGAUGCCGGAGCUACUGGUGAAUUCACGACAUCAUCACCACUGGCACGAAAGAUCAGGCUAAGUGGCACCACAACACCGGGCGCUGUAUCGGUGCCAUCGGCCGAACCAAGCGCGGCACAGACAAUGGUUUCUCCGAGUGAGGCGCUGGAAGGAUCAUCACCUCUGGCCCGCCGGUCGCGGCAAAGCGGCAGCACAGCCACCACGGGAUCUGCGCGAUCGACUCGAAGUCAGAACCGGCGAAGCAACCUCAGCACCGUUGUGGAUCCGACCCCCGAGCUUUCCUCGCCUCCGGAUGCUGCAGGUACUGUUAGCACCAGGAGACCUCAGCCAAAGCUGAAGGACAUGAUAUCGCAACCGAAGGUUAAGAAGUUUGUCCCCACACCUGAGCCGCAGCAAGCUCUGGAGGAAGAGCAGGAAGAGGAGGGGGAGGGGGACGGGGAAGAGCAAGCACUGGCGGAUGACAAGGAAGCGGAGGAGAUUGAUGUACAUGAAGCCGCACGCCGGAUUGGCCGUAAACGACCCCGAGUCAGUCCCGUGCGAGAAGAAUCGCCCGAGUUACAUUCACAGCAGGUCAAAAAGAUACGUCCGGUCAAGAAGGCUCGAGCGGAACGUGCGCAAGACAGCCCAGCGAAGCAGUCGCAACCCAAGGCUCCGAAGGGCAAGAAGCGUGCAUCAUCAAGAAGGCAAAGUGACAGGGAAGGUAUCCCUAUCACUGUGUACAGAUACACAAAGCUCCCGCGGCUCAACGAAGAGGAUACCGACGAAGACAUCCUCAACGCGGACAUCCCAUAUUCGAAUAGUCGCGGUGUCAGCGUGGUCAACGUGCUGCACGAUAUAUGCGAUGAAACCCUCGAGAAAGGUAUAGAUGAACUCAAUGCGGCAUUGGCCAGUGCAGAAGACGCUGCCACAAGGACGGAGUUUAGGACGAAGCUUCGAGCUUUGGAAGCAUUUAGAGGGGAAAUGGGUCUAAGACUCGAGGAGCAUGGAGCACAACUGGACAAUAUGCACGCGCUGCAGAAGCGGGUACGAGCGGCUCAAAGAGAGAAAGUUGCACUUCGGACCGAAAUACUGCGCAUCCGUACCGAGAGGGAGCAGGUAGCCCUAAAAAUGGAUGCGGUGAGGGUCCGUCAUGAGACGGCCAACAAGGAGAUGCUACACCAGCUAGGGCUGUCGUCCACCAUGGACGACAUCGAACUGGCGAUUGAGACGGGCAAGGUAGCGCCAGACCCGAGUCCGAGCGAGCAAAAGGCGGCCGAAUUGGCCAACCUUGAGCUCCUGAUAUGCAGAGUGGCUGGACAGGCCAGCGCCGCCGGUGACGGAGGGGGCAACUUGAAGCAGAUCAAAGACUUCAAUGCUUUUCUUGAGCGUGCCGCUGUUGCUCUAGAGGGCAGAUAA